Molecule: messenger RNA, 5409 nt
Organism: Coregonus sp. 'balchen'
Lineage: Eukaryota; Metazoa; Chordata; Actinopteri; Salmoniformes; Salmonidae
Source: the annotation of a GenBank genome assembly
AUGGAGCGAGGAGGCAUCAUGGAGCGAGCAGGCAGCAUCCAGCUGGAUGUCCCGGACUUCAGCAACUCUGUGCUGUCCCAACUGAACCAGCUGCGUAUGCAGGGGCGGCUGUGCGACAUAGUGGUGAACGUGCAGGGCCAGAGCUUCCGUGCUCACAAGGUGGUGCUGGCAGCCAGCUCCCCUUACUUCCGAGACCACAUGUCGCUGAGCCAGAUGAGCACUGUGUCCCUGUCAGUCAUCCGCAACCCCUCUGUGUUCGAUCAGCUCCUCUCAUACUGCUACACAGGGAGGCUGUGCCUGCAGCUGGCCGACAUCAUCAGCUACCUGACGGCCGCCAGCUUCCUGCAGAUGCAGCACAUCAUUGACCGCUGCACGCAGAUCCUGGAGGGCAUCCAUCUAAAGAUCAGCCUGGCGGAGGAGGAGCUGGGGGCCGGAGGGGGGCAGCAGGGGCACAGGGGGGCUGGGAGCUUGGAGGAAAGAAGAAGAGGAGGUGGGGUAGGAACAUCAGGGGGCUCGGGCUCCCUCAGCCCGCGCCACAGCAGCCCCAGGGUUCUGGGCCCUCAAGGAAGCAGCGGCGGAGGGGCCAUGGAUAUCCGAGAGGUGGGAAGCCCAGCGGGGGAGUCCAUGAGCCCCCAGUUGGUGGAGCACAGCGGGCUGGGCCCAGAGGGUCUGCCUGGGGGGAUGGAAGUGGGCAGCAGGCUGGGGAAGGAGCCCAUACUGCGCAUCAAUCGGGCCGGCCAGUGGUACGUGGAGGCCGAGUCGGAGAGGGGGAGCGGCGGUGAAGAGGGGGAGUCGGUGCGGGUGGUGGACGGUUUGAGGAUAAAGACGGAGAGGGUGGAAGAGUGGACGGGGGCUGAUACCCAGGAAGAAGGCAGCGGGGCGGAAGAGGGAGCAACCAUGAUGAUUGACACGUCCGGGUGCAGCUCGCUGGUUCAGGAGGGUAUUGUCACGGGGGCCAAGAGCUCUCAGCCCUCCAACAGCUUCAGUGAGACAGAGAGGUGGGUACAAGUUCCAGGGAAGCAGUCACUUUAUAUAAUAUAUAUGCCAUUUAGCAGACGCUUUUAUCCAAAGUGACUUAGUAAUGUGUGCAUACAUUUUUUUCCUAUGAGUGGUCCCGGGAAUUGAACCCAUUAUCCUGGCGUUGCAAGAGCCAUGUUCUACCAUCUGAGCUACACCAUAUAAAAGGAGUGUGCAUGCAAGUUUUAAACUGAAGUACAAUUCAGUACAAAGUACCUCAGAAAAGCACUUUGGGUAACAUUUAAGGUUAAUGAGUGAAAAUUCUAUACAAAAGCAGCCUACUGUAUGUAUUGCUAAUGGAAGAUGGAGUGCUAAGGUAAAUGGCUAGGUGGACCUGCCUGCCGAUGAGGAUCCAGUAUCUCUGUCCUGUCAGGUUUAGUCCUACUGGCAGUGUGGUGGUGAUGGCAGAGAGACCGAGAGCCAAGAGUGAGUCACCCAGCAGAGCGGACGACCAGCGCCAUCCCAGCUCACAGGUAUGUGUCACCCUUAUCGACUGGCAUCCUACCCUGGUGGUCAGCACUCUACAUUCCCACCAUACAUCGCUAGUCCAAAAAAAGCUAUCUUUCAGUCCAGGGGAGAUCAAUGAUCUUUUAAGGUCACAAGGCAAGGUUAUGGAUUGGUACACUAGCCAGUUACAUCCUCAAUGAUAAUAGCACUGAGCUGUGUGCUCUAUGAUUAAGGGGAAUCAUGCAUGUUGUGUGCAUUCCUCAUGGACACGUACAAACUGAAUAGAACAGCGCCGGAGGAGAUGGCUGCCGUUUUACAGCCCUCUAACCAAUUGUACUCAUAACUCUAUCCUCCUGAUUCCUGCUUAUAAGCAAAAACUAAAGCAGGAAGCACCAGUGACUCGGUUAAUAAAAAAGUGGUCAGAUGACGCAGAUGCUAAGCUACAGGACUGUUUUGCUAGCACAGACUGGAACAUGUUCCGGGAUUCUUCAGACAGCAUUGAGGAGUACACCACAUCAGUCACUGGCUUCAUCAAUAAGUGCAGCGAUGAUGUCGUCCCCACAGUGACCGUACAUACAUACCCCAACCAGAAGCCAUGGAUUACAGGAAACAUCCGCACUGAGCUAAAGGGUAGAGCUGCCGCUUUCAAGGAACGGGACUCUAACCCGGACGCUUAUAAGAAAUCCUGCUAUGCCCUCCGACGAACCAUCAAACAGGCAAAGAGUCAAUACAGGACUAAGACUGAAUCGUACUACACUGGCUCUGACGCUCGUCGGAUGUGGCAGGGCUUGAAAACUAUUACAGACUACAAAGGGAAGCACAGCCGUGAGCUGCCCAGUGACACAAGCCUACCAGACGAGCUAAACCACUUCUAUGCUCGCUUCGAGGCAAGCAACACUGAAGCAUGCAUGAGAGCACCAGCUGUUCCGGAUGACUAUGUGAUCACGCUCUCCGUAGCCGAUGUGAGUAAGACUUUUAAGCAGGUCAACAUUCACAAGGCCGCAGGGCCAGACGGAUUACCAGGACGUUUACUCCGAGCAUGUGCUGACCAACUGGCAAGUGUCUUCACUGACAUUUUCAACAUGUCCCUGACUGAGUCUGUAAUACCAACAUGUUUCAAGCAGACCACCAUAGUCCCCGUGCCCAAGGACUCUAAGAUAACCUGCCUAAAUGACUACCGACCCGUAGCACUGACGUCUGUAGCCAUGAAGUGCUUUGAAAGGCUGGUCAUGGCUCACAUCAACAGCAUUAUCCCAGAAACCCUAGACCCACACCAAUUUGCAUACCGCCCCAACAGAUCCACAGAUGAUGCAAUCUCGAUUGCACUCCACACUGCCCUUUCCCACCUGGACAAGAGGAACACCUACGUGAGAAUGCUAUUCAUUGACUACAGCUCAGCAUUCAACACCAUAGUGCCCUCUAAGCUCAUCACUAAGCUAAGGAUCCUGGGACUAAACACCUCCCUCUGCAACUGGAUCCUGGACUUCCUGACGGACCGCCCCCAGGUGGUAAGGGUAGGUAACAACACAUCUGCCACACUGAUCCUCAACACGGGGGCCCCUCAGGGGUGCAUGCUCAGUCCCCUCCUGUACUCUCUGUUCACCCAUGACUGCAUGGCCAGGCACGACUCCAACACCAUCAUUAAGUUUGCCGACGACACAACAGUGGUAGGCCUGAUCACCGACAACGAUGAGACAGCCUAUAGGGAGGAGGUCAGAGACCUGGCCGUGUGGUGCCAGGACAACAACCUCUCCCUCAACGUGACCAAGACAAAGGAGAUGACUGUGGACUACAGGAAAAAAAAGAGGACUGAGCACGCCCCCAUUCUCAUCGACGGGGCUGUAGUGGAACAGGUUGAGAGCUUCAAGUUCCUUGGUGUCCACAUCACCAACGAUCUAUCAUGGUCCAAACACACCAAGACAGUCGUGAAGAGGGCACGACAAAGCCUAUUCCCCCUCAGGAGACUGAAAAGAUUUGGCAUGGGUCCUCAGAUCCUCAAAGAAUUAUACAGCUGCACCAUCGAGAGCAUCCUGACUGGUUGCAUCACCGCCUGGUAUGGCAACUGCUUGGCCUCCGACCGCAAGGCACUACAGAGGGUAGUGCGUACGGCCCAGUACAUCACUGGGGCCAAGCUUCCUGCCAUCCAGGACCUCUAUACCAGGCGGUGUCAGAGGAAGGCCCUCAAAAUUGUCAAAGACUCCAGCCACCCUAGUCAUAGACUGUUCUCUCUGCUACCGCACGGCAAGCGGUACCGGAGUGCCAAGUCUAGGUCCAAAAGACUUCUCAACAGCUUCUACCCCCAAGCCAUAAGACUCCUGAACAGCUAAUCAUGGCUACCCGGACUAUUUGCACUGCCCCCCCACCCCAUCCUUUUUACGCUGCUGCUACUCUGUUAAUUAUUUAUGCAUAGUCACUUUAACUCUACCCACAUGUACAUAUUACCUCAACUAGCCGGUGCCCCCGCACAUUGACUCUGCAACGGUACCCCCCUGUAUAUAUAGCCUCCCUACUGUUAUUUUAUUUUACUUCUGCUCUUUUUUUUCUCAACACUUUUUUUGUUAAAAAUAAAUGCACUGUUGGUUAAGGGCUGUAAGUAAGCAUUUCACUGUGAUGUCUGCACCUGUUGUAUUCGGCGCAUGUGACCAAUAAAAUUUGAUUUGAUUUGAAACACAGAGGCUAUGUGAUGAUGAUGAUGCAGGCCCUGUGGAAGUCCUUAAUCACAUUUCAUAAAUACUCCAUAAUACAUAAAUACUUUCCCCAACACCCAUGACUGCAGCUUAUAAUAAGGGUCUUGAUUAAGACAUAACUAUUAUGGGAACCCAUGACAGAAGUGUGGUGCCUUCGACAACAAUUCCACCUGCAAAUAGCAAUUAUACACUGAGUCUACAAAACAUUAGGAACACCUUCCUAAUAUUGAGUUGCACCCCCUUUUGCCCUCAGAACAGCCUCAAUUCGUCGGGGAAUGGACUCUUCAAGGUGCCGAAGGCAUUCCACGGGGAUGCUGGCCCAUGUUGACUUCAAUGCUUCCUACAGUUGUGUCAAGUUGGCUGGAUGUCCUUUGGGUGGUGGACCAUUCUUGAUACACACGGGAAACGGUUGAGUGUGAAAAACCCAGCAGCGUUGCAGUUCUUGACACAAACCGGUGCGCCUGGCACCUACUACCAUACACCGUUCAAAGGCACUUAAAUCGUUUGUCUUGCCCAUUCACCCUCUGAAUGGCACAUAUACACAAUCCAUGUCUCAAGGCUUAAAAAUCCAUCUUUAACCUGAUUUAAGUGGAUUUAACAGGUGACAUCCAUAAGGGAUCAAAGUUUUCACCUGGUCAGUCUGUCAUGGAAACAGCAGGUGUUCCUAAUGUUUUGUACAGUGUAUUACAAUGAGUGUUGACACAAAGUCUGAGAUGUACCUCUUGUUUAUCUGUGGUUUGUCUGCCAGGGGGAGGAGCAGGCUGUGUUCGGCGGCUACGAGGAGUACCUGCGUGAACAGGUGGGUGACCGCUGGUUCCGCUACAACCCUCGACUCACCUGCAUCUACUGCUGCAAGUCCUUCAACCAGAAGGGCAGCCUGGACCGCCACAUGAGGCUGCACAUGGGCAUCACACCUUUCGUGUGCCGCAUCUGUGGCAAGAAAUACACCCGCAAGGACCAGCUGGAGUACCACAUCCGCAAGCACACAGGAAACAAGCCCUUCCAUUGCCACGUCUGCGGCAAAAGCUUCCCCUUCCAGGCCAUCCUCAACCAGCACUUCCGCAAGAACCACCCGGGCUGUGCCCCUCAGGAGGUGGCCCACAGCGCCUCCCCAGAGACCACCACUGUCUCCUCCCGGGGGGGCCAGAACGAGGAGGGGUCGCCCAGCCAGGAGGAGCCAGAGGGGGGUACCGGUGGAGGUGGGGCCUCUUUCAGAGAGGGUGUCCAGGCCUCUGUCUCCACCACUGGGCCUGAUUGA